ACCUUACUUCCCCUUGCUUAUGCUCCGCGAUUUAUAAAAAAAAAUGACCAUCGUCAGAUUUAUCGAAGUAUCGGUUCCAUUUUUAUUGUUUAGUUAUCGUUUUGUUGCUAAAACCACACAUUUACCAAUGGCGCUGUUGUCAGAGGUCCUCGCGGUGGGCCUCGGCGGGCCGCAGUGAGUCGCUCGUACCAGUUUUGUGGCUCUCAGCCCGGCUAAAGCAGAUGGGCUUCUCGGCGUUUUGUGCUAAAAGGCGGAAGACGUUUGAGCCGGAGAUGCACAGCUGCUAACAGUCGAACCGUUUGGGUUGAAAUGAGGAUAACCGACUUUCGAAACAGCAGGAAUUGAAGCUAACGUGGGGAAAAUCUUGACGUGAUGAUAUUUCGCUUUAUGGAGCCGCAUUAGCACACUGUGAACCUGACCCCGCUCUGAUACACACCCCUCCCCCAAACCAAGGAUGGCGAGCAGGAGAAAGUCCACCACUCCAUGCAUGCUUCCUGUUCAAGAACCCAUGGACUCAGACAAGGAGCUGGACGAUGCCACGGAUACAGCAGAACUGGAAUCCAGCAACGAUGCAGCGGUCAUCGCGUCUGAAGUUACUGGUCUGUCUGAUGAGUGUGGUGAUGACACAGACAUCAGGCAGACCUCUGACUACAUGGACCUGAAUACAGCGGAAGGGGGAUACGAGUGCAAAUACUGCAACUACCAGACUUCCGAGCUUAACCUGUUCACCAUGCACGUGGAUACUGAGCAUCCCAACAUUGUCCUCAACACGUCUUAUGUCUGCAUGGAAUGCGACUACCACACCAAAAGUUACGACACCUUGCUGGCACACAACGCUCGCUUCCACCCUGGUGAAGACAACUUCACACGGACGAUGGUGAAACGCAACAAUGAGACCAUCUUCCAGCAGACGGUCAAUGACCUCACGUUUGAUGGCAGCUUCGUCAAAGUGGAGGAUGAUGAGGCGGAGGAAACGUCUCGGCGAGGCAUCGCGCUCAGCAAGACGCCCAUCAUGAGGAUCAAGAGCAAAACCGAGCCCAAGAAGUUCACCACCUCCCAAAAAAUGGCUGCCAUCUGCACAGAUGACAUCAUCAAAUUAGAAAGCGAUGAUGAGGACGAUGAAGACAACGACGAGAACGAGGAGCCGCCCGCGCUCUCUCCCGCCCCCGUGACCCCUACUGCUGCCUGCCCUCGGAUCAUCUCAGUCUCCAAACCAACGGCAAUGCAGGUGCAUGCUGUGCCGCAGAGCGUUGUGUUCAACAGUGCCAACAUGCUACAGAUUAAAGGCGGUUCGGGCACGGGCAGUGCUGGCAUGUUGUCGCCAGGGACGCUGGCUCAAGUCCUGUCUGUGCUGCAGAACCAGCAGAACAGCACCCAGAGCCAGACGCAGCUCCUCAUUCCCAUCAGCAGCAUCCCCACCUACAACGCCGCCAUGGAUAACAAUGUCCUGCUGGUCAGCGCCUACAACAGGUUCCCCUACCCCUCGGUGUCUGAGAUAGUGGGUUUGUCAUCGCAGACUAAAUUCAGCGAAGAACAGAUCAAGGUCUGGUUCUCAGCUCAAAGGCUGAAACGUGGAGUCAGCUGGACACCGGAGGAGGUGGAGGAGGCAAGAAGGAAGAAGUUUAACGGCACAGUGCAGACCGUCCCUCAAACCAUCACUGUGAUUCCAGCGAAUAUUGCUGCAGCCACCAACGGCCUGCAGUCCAUCUUUCAAACCUGUCAGAUUGUCGGUCAGCCAGGUCUCGUCCUCACCCAGGUCGCUGGAAAUGCCGGCACUGUGCCCGUUGCCUCUCCCAUCACCCUGACUGUCGCCAGCAUACCCAGUAACCAGUCCAAAGCCGCAGAACCGUCAACAUCAGAAUCAAAGACUGAAAUAUCGAAUGCAACUGUCAACACAUCGGUCACCUUGGACAUGGCUUCGGGGAAGCCAAAGAAGUCUAAGGAGCAGCUGUCAGAGCUGAAGGCGAGCUACAGCAGGAGGCAGUUCGCCACCGAGGCUGAGAUCUCACGGCUCAUGCAGGUGACCAAACUCUCCAAGCGAGCAAUAAAGAAGUGGUUCAGUGACACACGCUACAACCAGAGGAAUGCGAAGGAUCACCACGGAGUUCUGCUGAGCGAAUCCUCAUCCAGCCGAGCUGUGGCAUCAGGAGGAGGCGGACCAGGAAGCAGGAGCAGCAGACUUGACGACGGCAACAACAGUGAUAACGCUGCCACCAUCAUCAUUGACUCCAGUGACGAUGCCAGCAACUCUUCGCCAACUUCCACUGGCACCCCGGGCUCAUCGGGCUUUUUGGGCAACCCACGGGUCAAAUUCCGCCACGCCUUUCCAGACUUCACCCCACAGAAGUUCAAAGAAAAGACCCCAGAGCAGCUGCUCAUCCUGGAGGCCAGCUUCCAGGAGUCCAACAUGCCCUCGGAUGAGGAGCUAAGCAGGCUGCGAGCCAAGACCAAAUUGACACGGCGUGAAGUGGAUGCUUGGUUUUCUGAGAGGCGGAAAAUGAUGAAAGACGAUGACAUGGAUGGAGAUGGUGAAAAGAAGAAACAGGGUGGUGUGCUUUCAUCGGAUCAGCAGACCACCACCCCUGUAGGCAGGAAAGUGCUGAAAAAAACACCGGAGCAGCUCCACAUCCUGAAGAAAGCUUUUGUUCGUUCUCAGUGGCCGACACCUGACGAAUAUGACAAGAUGGCGGAGGAGAGCGGCCUGCCCCGGUCGUAUGUUGUCAACUGGUUUGGAGACACGCGCUAUGCCUGCAAGAACAGCGGCCUGAAGUGGUACUACCUGUACCAGAGCGGAAAGGUGGACGAGGCACUGAAUGGUGGAGCCAAGAUUCAGAAGAAGUCCAGAAAGCGUUUCCGUGGGUGGUCCAGGAGGUCGCGCAGAUCUUCUGCCUGCAAACGCUUACCUCAGGGAGGCGCUACUGCCAUCAAGGUAAAAUCUGGCCGAGCGUUUCUGAAGGACUACUAUCUGAAGUAUCGGGUGCUGAGCGAGAAAGACCUGGAUGACCUGGUGGCAAAGUCCAGUAUGAGCUAUGAGCAGGUGAGGGACUGGUUCGCCGAGACUACCAGGCGAGUAGAGAACGGGCAGCAGCCCUUCAGUGAUGAGGAGGCGCCGGCAGUGGAGCACGCAGACGGCGAAGGAGAGAUGGAGGUAAAAGAGCAAGGAGAGGAAGCAACGGAUGACGACAUCCACCAGGACGAGGAAAAGGAGGAUGACAUGGAGGAGGACGAGGAUGAACCCGCAGAGGAGCAGACGUGAGCAUCCAGGUGAUACUGUUGCAUGCAGCACUGUGGACAGGAUGGACGUUAUAGUUGAGUGUUUCUUAGCUGGUGUGUUGGGACUCAAACACCAUCUGCAGGAAGUCUCAGCUCGAACGGACAACAUGGGAAUAAACGUGAUUAGUUUGUGCCUUCACAGCCGAGCAAAACUUUGGAUCCUGUAGCAGGUGAGACGCACUGAGCACACGCGCACCACGUAAACGAUGCAGCAGGAUUUAUUUUAAUGAUGACUGACAGCUGAUGACAGCGCCAAAAUGCUGCCACAGAGAUGGAAGCAGCUCGCCGCCUGUCGUUUCUGUAGUGUUUAAUGGUAAAAUUUGUAUAAAGUAAAAAAAUGAAAAAGAUAAAGUCUGAGACAUUUCUAAGAGGUGAGACCUCGAGCGGUUCCUGUCAGUACUUAAGGAACCGUCAGCACUGUUCUCAAGGGAAGGUGAUCUCACCAAAUAUUAUCUUUUUAGCUCAAAGUUUUUAAACCUGCACUUUUGUGUGUGUGAAUAGACAAUGUGCCAUUAUGUUUGAGUUGUGUUUUUAACUUUUAAAAAUGUGAUUUUUUUUUUUUAAUAUGAAAGGAAUUCAACCCUUUAGCUUAGUUUUUUUUUGUUGUUGUUGUUGUUUUUAUUAUUAUUAUUUUUCUUUUUGAAAAAUGUGAUAAUUUUGCAGGUGUUUGGGUCCAUUUCUGUUUCAAAGAAGUCAGUCAGUCUGUGAAUUUACCAAAAUAAAACAAAUUUCAAACUGAAGCAAAUCAAACACUUGAACCAAAUUCAGGGAGACUAUAAAAAGCAGGUGCCCGUAAAAAAAACACAAACAAACAAAAGCAAAAAAAUAAAUAAAAAGCUGCUGAAACGAUUUGUCAAUGAAUUUGAAUAGUACGGGUUACAUCUGCCACUGAUUUUACUUAAAGUGCUGAUUUUAAAAAGUACUCAACCUUUUAAAAAAAAAUUUUUUAAAGCAACUUAAAUUUGUUUGUCACGACAAAAUGUGGCUUGUUCCAUGGUGACUUGAAUAAAUUCUCACAAUUUGACAUAAAAGAACUGAAUCGUCAGAAGAGUCGUGGUUGGUGAUCUCAUGUGGUUAAAUCGGUCGUUAGGAACUGUUGAGUGUGUCAUAAACACGAUGAUGUAUAUUUUUUAAAAAGUACAAGCAGCUUAACUGAGUUUAAUUUUUAAACUUUUGAUGUUAAAAACUUAUAACAUGAAGAGGUGAGUACUUGUUAUAGGCACUUUAUGGAGUGCAGGAUAUCGCAGAUGUGGUAACCUUUGACCCUCAUAUUGAGUACUGCUGUUGGAUUGGUUGGACACAAAAACCUAUUUGACUGAGUUAUUUUGAGCACAGAGGAACUGUGAAGAAGGUUGAUCUCAAAUAUUUAAAACCAGGUUUCAAGAUGCCAGUCAGAUGAAAAAUGGUGACUUGCUGCCUGAGACCUUAAAGGAAAAUUGACAGCAACGAGGGCGCCAUCUACAGGGCGCCAUGAUGUCACAACGACAUCAGGCACCAUCCAUGGUGUGCUAGUUCGUUAGUCUUUACAGAUCCUGAAUAAUUAGUAUUUUAUUUAAUCUUUUUUUAAUAACCCUAAGGGUCCUGUGUUGUGUGUCCGUGGUGCACGGUGUGAAGCGCUUUGCGUGUUUUGGGGCAUGUUGUGUCCACACUUUGCCGUUUACAGGGUGCAUAAUCCAAACUGAAAGCACAGGGAACAAAGGGGAUGUAUCGAGUCAGUUAAGCAUGGGUGGGUUUUGGCCGUAACACGACAUAAACCACUCAGUCACCCUUCAUUCCCUUUUGCCAAACUGAAAACUUUUAAGGGGUCGACCGUCGUCCACAUACCAAACAGAUGAUGUGGGAGGAGUCUGCCAACAAACGCACAGAGCUUUGACCCAGUGAUUGACCUGGGCAGUUCCAGAACUCGCCUACGUAUUUGACUCAAGCUUGUUACAAACUAGAGUGAAAAAUUUUAACUCUAAUGACCCAGAGAAACCCUUUAAGGACAAUUCUGCACUCACCCCUCAGCCACAUACCAAAUGUGCUGGCAUUCUGCCAAAGGACCCGGGAAGAGGAGAGGAGCAAACGGUUCAGUUUCGUUGUAAUUUGAUGUGCAUCCAUGAACCCCCCUGUGGGGUGUAUCUGGAUAUUGCACUGCCUAAAUAGAAAAACUCUGUGCUGGACUUUGGAUCAGGUUUUUGGUGUUCCAUGGUUCAGUUGCGAUGGUUUUGUUUUUUUUUAUAACUCUCGGAUUUGUGGGUCACAUUGAUUCCCACAUAUGAGAUUUUGCUCCAGCCAGUGGAGUCAUGUGAAGCCCGGAGUGCUGUAGCUGGGUUUUUUGGAAUAAUCGCUCAGUGACGUCUGUUUUUAAAAGCAAAAAAUGUCUCCAUGGUAUUGACUUGAACCCCUGGCAAGUCUUCAGUUUGAAUCAAUUUCCUAAAUAAAACUAAAAGCUUGUGGCAUUUACUUCAGGAAAAAAACAAACAAACAAAAAAACAAAGUAACUUUACCUCAGUCAUUAAGCUACAAAUGCAGAAAAGAACGUGACAUUUACCACAAGCUUUUUUAUCCUUCUUCUUCUUUAACAAAUUAUGUGCAUGAAAUAUACAAUAGUCAGCAGUUGUUUUUUUUUUCCUUCGCUGCCAAAGUAAAACAUUUUAAAUAUAAAAGUUUUUAUUUCUUCAAAUACGGGUGAACUAGUUAACAUUUUUCAGGUUUUCCACAAUAGCAGAUACUUUAGGCACUUGGCUCUGUUCCUGUGGGAACGUCUUAAAUUUUUGUAUAUUUAGAAGAAAAAUUGCUAAAGGAAAAAAAACUAGUUUUCUUGUGUAACUAUCAACAUGAGAGAUCGGUCAGCCAGUAGAAAAGUGUUGAAGUGUAACUUUUAUUUUUCAUCUUUACUCAAACUCUGUAACUUUACAAAAUAAGCUUUUCUUUCAUUUUUAAACUGCUUCAAUAGGCCAUCACUUUUUGGUAAUUUAUUUAUUACAUCUGGAUUUUCAUGGUUUUGUUUUUUGUCUACAAGUAACAAAUAAAUGAACUGAAAAACAGGUUG
Molecule: messenger RNA, 6307 nt
Organism: Thalassophryne amazonica
Lineage: Eukaryota; Metazoa; Chordata; Actinopteri; Batrachoidiformes; Batrachoididae
Product: zinc fingers and homeoboxes protein 1-like
Exons: 8
Coding region: 455-3256 (933 amino acids)
Biological process (GO): regulation of transcription by RNA polymerase II
Cellular component (GO): nucleus
Molecular function (GO): DNA-binding transcription factor activity, RNA polymerase II-specific; DNA binding
Source: RefSeq, a predicted model, not a curated record